Molecule: messenger RNA, 36802 nt
Organism: Xyrichtys novacula (pearly razorfish)
Lineage: Eukaryota; Metazoa; Chordata; Actinopteri; Labriformes; Labridae
Source: the annotation of a GenBank genome assembly
UUCACAUAAACCUGUCUGAUGUUUCCCCAAUUAUUUCACACUUUAUUCAACACACUAGUGAUGGGCACGGCAGUUCUUUUACAUGUACUAAACCACUAGAAUCAGGUCACUAAAAAGAUUCGUUCACCAAAUCACCGGUGAAGCCUGCGACUCCGACCUCCUGAACUGAUACACAGCUGAACGUUUUAGGAUUCAGUUCAAUUCAUAGCUUCCAGGACUGGGAGACACGAGUGUUGUGGCUGUGUUGCUUUGGCAAACAGGCUUGUAAAAAUGAACUUGUUUAUAAGUCAUUAUGUUUAAAGUGUACUGUCCUAUGGUAUGCUAUUUAUCGUCUGGUCUGCUUGGUAAAUUGGGCUCAGUGAGUGAUUCGUUCACUGAAUGUUUAGAAGAAAUCACACUGAACAUAAAUCGUUCCCUUGCAAACUGCUGCAAUGAUAGGAUGCUGCAGAUUUAAUGCACUACUUGUUAACUGCUGUGUCCUAUUGUAUGCAAAUCUGGUCCGUGGAACAAUUAUAUCUGGCCCAGGAGAUCAUAUCAUAUUCGUAUUAUUAUUGGCCAACCAGUAUGAGGUCUGCAGAUUUCCUCCAGGAUGAAAAUGUAAACUUUAGCACCAUUAUUUAAAAUAUCCUUAAUAAACCAUGAAAAUCUGGGAAAGCAAAGAGUAAGGAAGAUUUGAUAAAUAGUCAAGAAUGUGUGGAAAAAUUGUGUUUCAUCCAUAUUUCAAAUUUUGCAUCUCAAGAUUACAAGUCAAACAUGAUUUGACUUUUAAUUUAGUGCCUUGUUUUUUUUUCAACUCAGUAUUUAGAUUUAUGUCAUUUUAAUCCUUUAGAUUCUAGUUUGAAAUUUUAAGUCAAAUUUUGACUUUAAACUCAUGAUCUCAUAUUUUCACCUUUCACACUUAUGAUUUUAACUUUCUUUUCAUGUGUUUGCUCUUUAAAAGCAUUUUUUUCUAUUUUAAUAUCAUGUUCUGAUCUUUUGAACUAAUCUAUUGGGUUUUUUUAAAUCUCAGAUUGCCUUUAAAUUUAUCUUUUUUACUUUUUGAAUUUCCAAGUGGUUUAUAAUUAUUGCUGAUUUUGUUAUAUAUUUUGGAAAGGAGGAUGACAGUUUGGGUUAAAUGUUGACCCUGUUGGGCCCUCAGGUUAGACUUAAAUCCAGAUUAUGGCCCUUGCUGUGAUUGAGUUUGACGCCCCUGCACUAGUGUUUCAUUUUUUCAGUUUUAAUUAUAAUAUUUGUCCGCAGCUUUAAAAAAAAAUCUGAAUAUUUUGUGUGCUCAAUUUUGUUUUUUGUUUUUCAAUUUUAAUUUAUUUUUUUAUUGAUGUGUGUUUACGCCUAAAGAAUAUGAAUGAAUAUUAGAGCUGAAGAAAUGCGAACAAAGCUGUCAAAGAUUAAAUUCCCUUUGAUUGAAAACAAUAUCACACAGGCUGACAGAUGAGAGGGUGAGUGUCUUUCCAGGUCUCCUUAGAUGCUUCCGGAUGCGAGAACCUUUGCCGUUUCCGCCGCCAUUACGGAUUCUGGACAAGAUCAGCUGUGGCCACUGCUAUCUAUUGAUGCAUUUCAGAAGAGAAACGCAGCGGUGGGACGUAUUAAACACGUUUACUGAGUUCAUACUUUAAAACACCAUUGACAAUACGCCACACCAACCUUUGAGUGUUUGUUUUCUCGUUCACUGACUGGCUUCGACCUACACACAUAUAGAGGAGGUCGUAGCUAGCAUAGUACUCCUGCUAGCUCGCUAGCUUUACGGCUGGGAGAUUUACACUCCGGGGAACGUAAAAGACACAGCGAUGGCUCAGAUUCUACCCAUCCGCUUUCAGGAGCACCUGCAGGUAUGUUUUCCUAUUCCUGAACUUGAUAUAAAUUGACACUCCCAUCGACGUUAAGUUUCUCCUUGUAGAAGUUGAUGGAUAGCUUGAUGGUAAAGCUGAUGGAUCAACGUAAAUACCCGCAAUAUAUGAACGACCUCCCAUCCCCCGUAUAGCUCACGACUGGCAAUUUGCUUUUCAGGCCAGUGGCUCUUAUAAAUUUCAUUGACAUUGUCGCCCACCGUUAACUUAUCCUAUCUGUUAACGACGGCUCUAUAGAUGGUAACAUCAGUCGACCUUCCAAACCCCGGUGUGAUGCUAAACUGCUCGAAGUUUAUUUCAUUAACCAUGUGACGCUCUGUUUGUCGUGAGAGAUUAAAGAAGCACAGGCGCUUCAUGGUGGAUGUGCGACUGCUGUCUGAAGGGUACAUUUCAUGUUUACAUUUACAUGAACACAUUUUUGGCGGUGGCAGCACACCAAACGCGUCCUGGAGCAUCCAAAAUGCGCCCCAUUCAUUCAGUACAGCUGACGGCCGCGCAGCCGCGCAACGCAUUCAGUGAUUUCUUACAUCCCGAAUCAACUCGGCGGUGCAUUUGAUAAUUAUAUUGAUAAUUAUGACAAAAUCAUGCCUGUAAAUGAAACGGUGGUUUAAUUCAAAGUACAUUUACUCUAUGUUGAUUUUAUUGAAAAGACUUAACCCUACGAUGCAUAAAUUAUGAAAGCUUUUUUUUCACAAGUGUUUAUAUUAUUCUCAGGACAUGAAAGAACAUGUUAAACUGUUUUGUUUUUUUCCCAAAAAUGUUGUUUUUUCAUGAAACUACAAAAGUAUCCAUUCAAGUGGACUAUAUGCGCCUGAGCACUCAACACAAAACAUUGUGAACUUAAUGUAAAAAGUACAGUACACCUAAAUAUGCCAAACUAUCUCCAACAUUGGAAACAAUAUUGUUAGUCCCCACGGUACUAUAAGGAUUCAGGACUGACAUUACCAUGCCCUUAUACGAGCAUGUUGUUUUCAACAACGAAAACUGAUAUUUUAGUCGCUGCAUCUCCAAACAUGUCUAUGCUCAUCAAACCUAGGAUGUAUGAAAGUUCACAAAGCAUCCAGGGCACAGUGGCACACAGCAAUGCAUGAAGAUGUAUUUGGUGUUGUUCACUAUAUCAUCAAUGAGAUCUGCUGGAAACAGAUGUCUGAAGAAACCCAUGGGCUCUCUUCCCUCCACAUUCAAUUUCCACGCAAAUCUCCAUCAAAGUCAUUGUCUUGGACUUUCCAGAUAUUUUUGCAAGCUUGAGAAUGGUCAGGUGUCAUGUGCCCAUUUUCCACUGCUCCCUGAUCAUGCUGACCUUCCCCUGCAUCCUGCCUCUCAUCAUCCUGGUCCUCAUCCUCUUGACUAUAGGCAUCCACACUUUCUGCAUCCUGACUGUCUGUACCUCCAUCAUCCUCAGCUCCUACAUCUCUAUUCUUCUCUUGCAGCCACUCUUCAUCACUGUUGUCACUAUACUCAUCACUGGACUCAUCAUCAUUUAAUAAAGCCAGUGACGCGGCUGAAGUGGGCGGGUGUCACUUGAUUUUGUUUGGUGUUUGGACUCAUGGUGUGUUUAGACCAAGCAAAAAUUCAAUCAUUUGCCCCAGUGAAUUACAUGUAAAAUCAAUGUGAAGCCGUGAUUAGACACGAGUUCUAGCUGAUCUCAUAGACAAUUGAAAAAAGUGAUGGCAAAUCAGUUUUGAUCAAAUCCCAUUUGACUGACGGGUGUGUUUUGUUGCCCAGGUGUGUCCCAUUAUAUUGAUUAUUCAAAGAAAUACUGCUGAAUUUUAGCUCUCAUUUUAAAUGGAUAUUCUGGCAUAAAAUGAAUCUAGGGUCAAAUACACCAUAACACUGAGUUAGACACCCCCUUGAGAGAUGAAUGUUGCUGACUGCUUGCUUCUCUAGUUAUACCAACUUUAGUAAUGACUGCAGGAUAGCAAUACACAGCGGUCUGAGGAGCCAUAAACAAACCUGAACCAAAACGCCACUCGAUAGCCACAAAUAGUCUCAGAACAGCACCUAACUUCAUCAACAGUACAGGGUUCCAGCCAUAACACUAGCCACCAAACAUCUUUUUAACUUUGCCCAAUUUCUUUAGCAAGAGACUAAACACAACUUACCUUCUCUCUUCCAGCAGUCGCUUGUUUGUACGAAGACCUCGGGCCAGUCCAUUACGGACUGCUGCGGGGUGACACAGCUCAAGGAAGAACAUUUAUGUGAACUCCUGCUUAUAAUCAGUGUACAGUCAGGCCAUGUCAUUGGCUCUAUCAGAAUUUCUUCUUUUUGGAGUUUGUUAAAAAUGGCUUGAAUGAGUGUCAGAGCUGACCCUGUCUGUAGUGAUUAAUGCCUUGCUUCUAUUCCACUUUGCCAGCCAGUUUCUAAACAAAGGGAUUGAACUGACCCAGAUCUCCUGUGCCCCAUAGACGGGUUUCUUGUGUACAAACAACAACCAGGGACCGCAACCAAUUGUUUGUUUUGCAGAUUCGUGCAGUUUACAGCACAACAGCUCCUUGUCAUUUUCUUUCUCCGUUGACUCCGCAAGUAAACAAAUAAGAAAUGUCCCGCUUUCUGACCCCUGGCUGCGCGCGCAUACCUGCGAUGAUGUUGCACAGAAACCCGUCUAUACAACCUCACUUCCAAAAAUGAGCUGUCUCUUUAUCUGCAUAUUUGCUAACUUAAAUGAGAGACCAUCAUACUACUAAGUCUCGUGAUUAAUGUAUUGUGUCAAUGACUUUUUAUGUGGACAACGCUGCUUAACAGAGCAUUCUUUCAUAUCACAGCUCCAGAACCUGGGUAUUAACCCAGCAAACAUUGGAUUCAGUACUCUAACCAUGGAAUCUGACAAGUUCAUCUGUAUAAGGGAGAAGGUGGGUGAGCAGGCCCAGGUUGUCAUCAUCGAUAUGGCAGACCCAAACAACCCCAUUCGCAGGCCCAUCUCCGCAGACAGCGCCAUCAUGAACCCUGCUAGUAAAGUAAUCGCACUCAAAGGUAGGUUCUACUACAACUAAUAUGUUGUGUUGUCACCUCAUAACGUCAUUUUCAGCCUAGAAAAUAAGUGUACAGUGCUUCUGAAAAAGAAAAGAAAGAAUUGAAAAGUUUUGGAGGUUAUACUUCUGACUAUUUGAAAACAUAGGGUCAUUUGAAUAAAUUUUGCUUUCUACUCAUUUAUGUAGCUGUCAUAGUCUGCUUUUUUAUUUUGAUGUUCACUCAUAGACAACCAAUUUGUUUUUGUCAAAAAUGUUCAUUCUACUGAAGUGUAGUGCAUCAAAUUUGAGUAUAGAGGGCAUGAUAAUUAAAUGUUAAAAUAGUUCUAGUACAAGUGGUAAAAACAAAAUGUCAUGCUGUCAUGAAUGCUUUGUCUAUUUUGCUUGUUUUUUGCUCUUUUUCAUUUCCUACUGCUUUCUUAUGUUUGCAGACGGUGAGUUGACUUUUACAUAUGAGUUAUAAAAGUGUUAUCCUGUAUGCAUUGUCUUGAAAUGUUUGCACAUGACUUAUUUAAUGAAUGCUUUAAUUUGAAAUGAUUAAAGAAAUAGGGCACAGAAAAAAAUUCAAGGCAACUUAAAGGACUGUUUUGUUUUUCUUUUUUGUGUGUGUGUGUCUGUGUGUCACCCUUAUAAUAUACUUUGGAGAGGUUUUGUGCGACAGCUGACCAUUUUCUAAAACAUGCUUUACUUCAAAGACAGUUAUGUUUCCAUUUACUUAAUUACAGUAUGAACAUAAGGUCAUUGCAGUUUCAAAAUUGAUAUGAAAAUCUGUAACUUAUCACAGUAGAAAUCCUGGUUGAGUGCUUUGCUCUGACAUUGUGUGCUGAUCAUUCACUUUGUCCUUAAAGGCACUUAAGUUGCACUUACAGUCAAGAGCCAAGAACUAGUCUGAAGUUGACUCACUUAAAACAAACUUUGAGACAAACUCUAGAAGAGUGGGUAUAAAAGGAAAGAAAUAAAUGCUUGUAAAAAUAUUAAAUAAAGCAGGUUCUGAUUAAAUCUCAAUGUGUCAGUCACAGCCUGAUGCCAAGUAUACAACAGUUUAAUUUCUUUUUCAAAGAACAAGUUCCGGAGUUGAAAAGUAACUUGACUUUUCGGAAAUGAAAGAAAGUAUUAUGUGUUUUAGAAAAUGGUUGGUUGUGAUGAAAAUUAUGUCUAAGAAGUAAAAGGACUGAAAUGUUAAGAAAAAAUUAUAUAAUCAUUUAAGCAACAGGAAAACACAAUGGUAGCUCGAUGAAUUAUUAACUUUUUGAAAAUAUAUUCUCAUGUGGUAGGACGUUUUCAACAAAAAUAGUGCUCCACAGGCCUGUGAUAUUGUAUUCGAGAGCAUCCAAACUUGGUAUCAUAAAAAAAGUGUGAGAGAACACACUUAUCCCAAUCACAGAAUAAUAACAUCAAGAGUUGUAUGGUUGGUCACAGAUACCAAUUGUCAAUGAUAAGCAAUAAACCACACACAAAGACGUCUUAAUAUUUUAACAGUUGUUAAGGUUCGUCAUUUUCGUGGAUGCAACUGGAGUAUCAGGUUUUAGGAAAGCGGUAGUGAUUAUUGCUUAUUUGCCCAAAACAUUUGGUUUAUGUACCAAAACAAUCCACAAUCAAGGUGCAGGUUUAGUUUAUUAGGUCAAGUCCAAUGUAAAAAAAAUUUCAAUUCUAGCUGCACUGUUUGAAGAAUUGAUUCUCAGUCCUGAUGGGAUUUGGUAGAUGUGAUUUCCCUGCUCUGUCUCUCUUCCCACAUUUCCCUCUAAAGCUGUUCAAUCAAAUAAGGGCCAAACACCAUCCCUUCCUUUAUAAAGUCACUGUGACAGACCACCAGCCAAGGACACUUAAGAUAUCACAGUAAAACAUGGUGGUUACUUUCCUCCCUCUGCUACUUUUUAGAUAAAUCUAACGGCUGUUCCGUUCAGCAGUUAAGUACUGACAAUACAGAAGGGUUUUGAGUAAAUACAGUCUUUAAAACAUGUAUAUCCAGAGUGAAACCCAACAUGAAAUACUGUAACAAGGUUUGUUAUUGACCUUUUACACCAUACCAGAGUAGCAGUGACGAUUAACAUGCUUUUAAAUUCAACACAUGGUUGCAUAAAGGCAAAAUGCUAUCACAGAUUUUCUGUUAAAUGUUGACUAUUUCUGGUAGAUAAAAAAAUUCAGAAAAUUUCACUGUUAUUUAUAAGAUAGAUAGAUGGAUACUUAAUUGAUCCUAAGGGUAAUAUCAGGGCUACCAGAUAGGCAGCCACUUGCAUUGGAUGCUUUACAUCUCAAUGUAGACUAUGAAAUGUUGUUUAUUUGUUGGGAUGGUGUUGGAUUGAGACUGGCAUGUGCCUGAUUUAUAUGUAGAUUUAUGCCUUGGCCUAUAAAAGUGAUGUGGCCUUCAGUGAUGCUGAACUGGUGGGAAAAACUGGGUGAAUACAUCUUUCCCAUCAUUACAUCUGUUUAUGUGCAUUGUGGUCUUCUGUUGCUAAUCUGCAUUCAGACUACUAAAACUCCCAAAUCCUUCAUGCCACACUUUAGUAAGAAUUUAACAAAAUGCCUGGAGUUUCAAUAUUCCAGCAGAUUAAAGGCCAUUACUUGGGCUUGAUGUUGCCUCUUUUACUUAAGGGCAUAGAUACUCUGAAGUUAAAAUAUUGAUUAACAAAACUUUAGGAGUGCAAUUAAUGUGUGUCAAAUGAUGUAUUUUCUUAAAGUAUAUGAGCAAACAUAACUUAGUUCUGUUGGUUAUCAAGUUUGUAAUUAUUCAGGUUUUAAACCAUUACUUUUAUGUGCAACUUUGUACCUGCAACUAAAUUGCCUCUUAACUGAAUUGUAGAGCUGGGGACUAAUCAAUUACAAUUUCACAAUGAUUAUAAUGUUGGCUCUCCACAGUCAUAAAAAUAAAAUAAUCCAGACUGAAUGAUACUGUAGUGCUUGCUUAUGUUGCCCUUGUUGCGUCCUAUACAUUGAAUGGAGGCCAUCCUCCCUCUCUGCCUUUCAGGAGGAGGCAAGUGUGGAACAGGGUGUGCCAAAAAUACAAGGGACAGAAUGAGCACAACGAGAAAGAGACUGUUGCAAAUGCAAUCCUGUGUGUGCACAGGCGUUAAUGAGCUAACAAGUGCCUGGUUAAAAAGUGAAGGACAUUGAUCCGAAUCAUAAUGAAAUACAAGCCCAUGUCUUCAUGUUAUAGAGGAUGCUUCAUAAAAACUUUCAAAAGACUGAAUGGUUUGCAAGAUCUGUGGCCUGUGUUAAAAUGCACGCAGUUAAACAGCUCAAAUGCUUUGGUGGUUCUUGACAGUGUUUUUAAUUCAAUUUGCUUAAUUUAGUGGCAUUUUACAAAGUCAUGGCCCAAUUACAUUUAAUGAAGUGAAGUCUUCACACCUCUAAGUGAAGUGAAUAAUUGAUGCAUGGUCCCUUUCAGUAGUAGUACAGUUGACUUAAAAAAAAAUUCACUCAUUUUUAAUUCGGUGCCUGCAACACGUUCCAAAAAAGGGCACGUUUACCACUGUUACAUCACCUUUCCUUUUAACAACAUCCAAUAAUUCCAGUUUUGGAACUGAGGACACUUAAUGUUUAAACUUUGUAGGUCUUGCUUGAUGUACCACUUAAGUUGCUCAGCAGUCUAGGGUAACAGUUGUUGUAUUUUGUGCCCCUUUAACAGUCUGGCAAACCCAGAAUACAUGGUUACGGUGCUAUUAUGUACAACGGAUUAUUUCUAUUCAGACCAUAUUUUGCUCGCUCGCUCAGGGAAAAAAGGUGGUUAUAACCUAAAAUUUGUCACACCUGUCAUGCAAGAACUCAACAUUCAAAUGAUAAAAACUUUGAAUCUUUAUCCAGCUUGUCAAAUACAAGGGUUGAAUUUUGCGCUAUUGGGAUGCACACUCAUGGCACAGCUCUAAACUGGCGUGGGGAUGUUGAUAGCAGUAAACUUGGUCACGUCACAAAGAAAAAGAAAGUAACUGAAAGCUAGCCUUUAUUCACUCAUAUAACCCAUAAUCUUGGUGAUUUCUAAAACCAAUGAAUAGAGGAUCUAUGGUGCAAACAUAUAUAUACGUAUACUUGUGUAUUCGCAUACAUACUUAUGUUUAUACUUAUGCUCUUACAUACCUUUUUAUGAGGGUGUAAUUUUUAGGCAUAAUUCAGUAAAAAAAACAAAAAAACAGCCAGAUCAAGUGACAGAGCCAUGAUUUUUGAGUAAAAGUAAUAUUGGUUUGGGCAACCAUUACAUUUAUAGCAAAGCCAUCAGUAGAAAUGCCACAUACACACUGGAGAUUAUUGUGUCAGCACUCUGUCCUAGUCAAUUACUAGCCAACCUCAUGCUGAAUGCAGAUUAAACGAUUAAGUGAUUGCAUUUUAUGUUGGUCAAACCUCUAUUCUUGACACUGGUACAAGCCUAUUUUGUUUUUGUUUUUUGUUUGUUUGAUUGGUUUUGUUUUGUGUCAGUUUUUUGUUAUUUACCCAAACCCUUAUUAGAAACAUUUCUUGAGUUCAAGAAGUUUGGUAUGCACAAGUUGUGUUUUUACUUCUACUUAAGUCACCAUACUAAUUUUACUGAACAGUUUUUAGUCCUAUUUCCUGGAUGUUCUUUAGAAGGAGGUACAGAAUUCAUCUGUAUCACUGCUAACCUGAACUCUGAAUUCUUUCAGCCGCAAAGACUCUGCAGAUCUUUAACAUUGAGAUGAAGAGUAAAAUGAAGGCUCAUACAAUGACGGACGAUGUGACCUUCUGGAAGUGGAUCUCCCUCAACACUGUUGCCCUGGUCACAGACAAUGCAGUCUACCACUGGAGCAUGGAGGGUGACUCUCAGCCAGUCAAAGUUUUUGACCGUCAUUCCAGCCUAGCAGGCUGCCAAAUCAUCAACUAUCGAACAGAUGCCAAACAGAAGUGGUUGCUGCUCAUUGGCAUUUCGGCACAGGUAAAAAAAAAAAGGAUAGGCCCAGAAUAUUCAUGUGUAUUUGAUUCUGCAUUGAGCAGCUAAAUUCAAGUCCCUUUGUCCACAGGAACUCAAAAAUAGGCUCCACUGUAUAAAUUUUGUGUAAAUUAGACAUGUUUGUCAUGCAUGUCUAAAUAAUAAAAGGUUCUUUCAUAAUGGACUGAAAGUAGGUGCUAUUGUGCGCACAUAUACAAUACAAUACACUUUUGUUAAAUUAAUGGCACCAAUGGGCUUUUGUAGGAUCUUGUAAUUUUACAUUUGUCAACCUAAGUGAUAGGAAAAAAAACAAUAAUUUGAUAUUUUCAAUACAAAAUUAUUUUGUAAACCAAUACCAUUUCUACCAAAAUAAAACUAUAACAUUUCCAGUAAUACAACUCAAAGCUGAUAUGAACAAUCAAGGAAGGGGAGCAUUGGUUAAGUGACAUGCUGACAGUGCCUCAGUGUUAAAAAACACUGGGGCCUAUGGUGCAGUGCAAGACCAGCCAACAGAUGGCAGUAGAAGCCAAAUUGGGUGAUGUAGCAUGUAUCAAACCAAAAUAAAAGAGGCAGCUGCCACAAAACUGGAAGUAUAUGAGAACAUUUGGAUUAGAAUGUUGCAGCAACAUGACAAAGCUAUGUCUACACAUGACAAAACACCACUCUGAAUCAGGCACCAGUAAUAAAAGAAAGAGCUGUUACACAAAGACAGAGUGUGCCAACCUAAUUAACACAGAAUGACAGUUUCCACUCAAUUUUUCUUUCCUUGUUCCUUCUCAGCAGGAUCAAAUGAUCACAAACACACUGUCAUGUUUUUUUCUUAAGAGUUGAACACUUAGAUCACUGUAACGAAGGCUUUCAGCAGCUGCUUGAUUAUUAUGAGUCACUGUGUGGAAUCCCCUCAUAGCUUCAUUACAGAAACUUUGGUUCAUCAGUUUUAAGCAGAAGCAAAGCAAAUACAUUUGAUAUAUGUUAUUAUCCAUCCAAGAGGGUGAUGUGCAUGAAUGAUUGUUGAAGUGAGUAUCUACCCCCCUGUGAGCUCCACUCCCUCCCCACCUGUCAAGAGGAAUUGCUUGGUAAAACAUGUACAUUUUUUUUUAUAAGUGUACAUAUUUUAGGUGUCAGAUGAUCAUAGCAUCAAAGGCUAGUUUGGGAAUAAACACUGAAUAAAAACUUGAAUAUUAAAAGCCAUCGAAUCAAAACUAAAAUUACUAUUCAAACUUUUAUCAGUCCUUUCUUUUUCACAAUUCUCCAUGUAGUCCCUUUGUAUUAACACAGCUUCUUGUGGCAAACAGUUCAUUUACAGGCCUUUCCAGGGUGAUAGUUGUAGUUUGCAGCUUCACUUGGUGUACAGUUCCGCUAGAGUCUGGCAAGGUUUGGAUUUGUCUUCCCAUGAUCCAUGUGUUUCCUAGAGUUGAACCAUCAACAAUGAGUAUGAUCAGCUCCAGGCUUUAAGUUUCUGUGCAAUGUGGUCCAUUUCUGGCCCUGUUGUGGCAAAUAUCCAUCACUUACUUAAGGUUCCAGGUGGCAUGUUGGGUUGUCCUUUCACCAGCAACAAACGGUUGGUGUAAAUGGCUAAAUGUCAUGAAAUUCAUCUGAGGCAUUUGAAUUUCGUUGGCCAUUAAUUAUGCGUUCAACCUUACUCUUUUGGUUUUCCUGCAAUGUAGUGUUGCAAAUAGUAUAACUUGUCCUUAUCAUUGCCAGCCCUUCUCUGAAUACAAAUGAUCUGAUAAAAAAAGUCUUUCUGUUGAUUAACCAGCAUCUCUUGUCACAUUCUGCAAUGCAGUUGUUGCUAUUGUCACACUGUUGUCUGUCAGUGUUGCCUAUUAGUAUUGUUGUCACUCUCUGGGGCUCUGUAUUCUGAAGAGUUCUUUUUGGGAUCUUCCUAACAUGUGCAGGGUUGUUAGCAGGCUGAGAGUGUUUCUGUUCCUCCUCCUUCACUUUGAGUUUACCUAAAUUAUGCAUGCAAACAUAGCUGUUUAUUCAAUCUUGCAUACUCUUAAUCUUUUAACUUGAGCUCUUUUUUUUCGCAAUACCUGACUUGAAUGCCAGCCUUUGUAGCUUGGCUCAAUUCGUGCUUCCUCCGUGUUAAGCCCUCGAUUGGCUUGAAGAGCUAAGCUGCAGCAUGUUCAACUAAUACAGCUAGCCAUCAUCAAGGCCCAUCUCUUCAAUUCUAUCUUCAAUCUGAGCCUUAUCAUCAUCAUUAGUAUCAGCUGUGUUACCUUACCAUCAAACCGGUUGCUUUUAUUUGUGUACCCACUUGCCUGUUAAGUCCUUCAAACUAACUACAAGUUUCCCUUGGCUGGCUCCAGCGCAUGCUCUGCUGCAACAACACUGUCUGUAAGCAUGUCUGCACCUCUGUACUCUGUGCUCGUUUUUCUCGUGUUACUCAAAGCUGUCUUAUCUUGAGUGUGCUUGGUUUUGUCUGUCAUUAUGAUUCCACAGUAUUAUGUGUUUUGGAUUUUACCAUUCGUUCUUUGGAUUAUCAAGUUUCCUGGCAGAAAUGGACUUACCUACACCUGGGAAAAUCUGCUACAACUCUGGUCUUACCCUCUCAGCAAUGCCAGACCAUGUGUUGUCCUUCCGGCUGAAAUCUGUCCAAGGAAGAGGGGCAGGCAAGGUGGGGUAUGCACCACGUUGAGGAGGUGACCCUUCAAACCCCCUCUUCCAUCUAUCACCCUGGCAAAUGUUUGGUCUCAAAACGGACGUUCUCCAUACAAAAUGCCUGGCAUAGAGGACCUUCAGGGAACCCUGUAUCCUCAACUUGACUGAAGCCUGGCUCAACGAGGCUGCUCAGACCCCGAGGUACACCUUCUUAUGGGGAGACUGGACGAGGGAGUCGGGGAAGGAGUGAGGUGGAGGGGUCUGCAUGUACUUUAGCCACAGUUGGUGUAAUAACAUCAAAAUCCAUAAUCGGGUCUGAACCCAAGAUCUGGAGAUGCUGACCCUAUCCCUUCAUCCCUUUCAGCUCCUAAAAGAAUUUCCCACUGUCGUGAUCAGCUGUGUUUACAUUCUACCAAGCGCUAACACCAAUGGUGCAGCUAAGCUAGUGGCUAACUGUGCUAGCAGCAUGCAGAGGAAAUACCCGAAGGCACUGGUGUUCAUAGUUGGGGAUUUCAACAGCUCCAAAGUUGACAGUGCUCUGCCUUCUUUUUAACAUAUGCGGACAUACCAACAAGGGGGCGAAAUACUCUGGACUUGUAUUAUGGUAGUGGUACUGUUGCUUACACUACCUAUGCACAACCACCACUAGGCUUUGCAGACCACAUCAUUGUUGUUUUACUUCCGCAUUACUGACAGGUGCUGAAGCACCACAAACCCCAGCGCCAUGGCGUGGUCUAAAAACGCUGUUGCACGGCUGCAGGGGUCAUGGACUGAGACAUUUUUGUCAACAGUUUAAAUGACAGGAUCUCUGUCAUCACAGAUUACGUUGCAACUUAAAACCCUGAAUCACUCAAUAUACCAGAAUCAGCUUUAUUGGCCAAGUAUGUGUACACAUGCAAGGAAUUUGACUCAUACAAAUAACUUAACUUAUACAAAUAAGACAGGAGUGCAAUAAACCUUCAAAUAAAGAAUGAAACCAAGGCCAAACUCAAAUACAAACAAAAACUUGAAUGGCAGUUCAGCACCAAGAACACUAAACAGGUUUUCAAUAAAGUGAGACCGGUUACAACCCAAAACCAAAAUUAACUGCAUAACUGACCCUGCCUUACUUGCUGAAAACCUGAACACCUUUUAUUGCAGUUUUGAUAUCAUAAAUUGCACACAAGACUGUAAGGCCCUGCUGGAGACCACGCCCAUCCUGGAAACCCUUCACUCUGCUCCAUUCACAAUGGAGCACAUGUGCAGUCAGUUGAGCCAGUGCAAACCAUACCGGACCAGAUGGCAUCCAUGCACGCUUGCUCAAGCAUUGCUCAAUGGAGCUUUCUCCUUUUCUCCAUUCCAUCUUCUGUGAGUCCUACAGGUCUGCUCCAGGGCCAACCCUAUGGAAAACACUAAUUCUCAUACCUGUGCCCAAGAAACCCCACCCUUCAGAAGCUAAUCAUCACUGGCCAGUUGCACUCACUUAAAUAAUCAUGAAAUACCUUGAAAAACUGGUUCUAGACACCAUCCUCCCAAUUGUUGGACCACAACAGGAUUCUUAUCAGAUUGCAUACAAGACCAAAAGGGGGACUGAGAAUGCUGUAGUGUUGUAGUCAAGACCGCACCAACCGAGACCAGAAAGGACCAAGACCGAGACAAGACAGAGUGAAAAUGCCUUCAAUUCCGAGACGACACCAAGGCCCUCAAAAAAUGGUUUGAGACCAAGACCGAUCUUGAGUACUACAACACUACUGUGUGGUAACCGUUAGCUUACCUGUCUUCCUCUCGAGGUGACGGUAAAAGUUUGAAGUUGUACCAGCUGUAUCUGUGAGUUGUGCACUGCAGAAUUUGCACACUGCAGAGUGUUUUUGCUUGCAUGUCGUUUUACAAAUAAACUCCUUGUGGUUUAGGAAGCCAAACUUAAUUAUUGCUGAGUUGGCAGACAUCUUUCAUGACGAGUUCACCGGGUGCCAAGCACAAACACAGCCAUCGUCUCCAUCCUCUCUCUGUAUGGAGGGGGUGUGUCAGUCACUCAGACUGUGUGACACUGGGCAGGUAACUUAGCAGCUGCAGCUGGGGGAAAAUUAUUACUACCAAUGAUGUAAAAUUAUAAGCUCGACCGGUCUCGUUCAAAAACCUGGGUCCGCUCACUCUGAGACCAAGACAUGACCGAGUGAAAAUGCCUUUGAUUCCGAGACUAAAUCCGAGACCCUCAAAAAAUGGUCUGGAGACCAAGACCGAUCUCGAGUACUACAACAUUAGGAUGCUGUAGUAUGCCCCGUCCACUCCCUGUUGGUUUCCCAGAGUGUCAUCAUCACACAUUGCAUUGCCUUGUUGCAGCACUGUUCUGCGCCUCCGAUGCCACACAUUGCCUCCUCCUUCCCCAGAUUCUAACUAAAUUGCUGCUUCUGUGGGAGGAUCAGAGGCAGAGCAACUUCAACUAGCCAUUAUGCAUUUGGUCAUUACAUAGUGUUGAGGAGGAAUAAUGGGCAGUUUGUUAGCAUCUAAAGUGAUAGCAGAGGUUUGCCAUUAUUUUGGGGUUAGGUAUCUCGGGCCAUUUAGGCAUUUGAAGUGCCAGACCUUGGAUCAAACCUUAGGACUGAGACAUUAUCAACCCUGCCGCAGCUGUCCCAAUUCUUAGCAGGUUUAGGUUUAAUUCAGACUUUGUAAAGGUAAUAAACAGAAGUUCUUCUGUGUUAAUGUUUUUUUUUUUUUUUUUUAACUUUUUUUUAAUUGCAGUGUAGUGAUCAUGCUUACCUACAAGCCAGAUAGUUUUAUUAAUGACAUUUUAUCUUGUCUGGGAUAUGCAACUUUAUCUACCACACUUGUACGUUAUAUGGAAGGUUAGGGAAUAAGAAAACACCACAUUUUUCUGCCUUAAAAUGCUGAAAUUGAAUGCAGUGUUUUGAAAGAAGCAGUGAAACAAAAACAAUGUUAUUGUGCCUCUUAAGCACGUAAUUGUUUUUUUGAGUUGUUGCCUAAUUCGUUGUCUUUCUCCCCUCCUUAGCAAAAUCGUGUUGUUGGGGCCAUGCAGCUUUACUCCGUUGACAGAAAAGUGUCUCAGCCAAUCGAGGGGCAUGCUGCAGGCUUUGCACAGUUUAAGAUGGAGGGCAACACUGAAGAGUCAACCCUUUUCUGCUUCGCUGUACGGGGACAAGCAGGCGGAAAAGUAAGAUUUACUUGGACUGAAAUGUUGUGUGUAAACUAUGCAAAUGAAGAUUACAGCAGUACAAAUCCAAAUUAAGUAGUUUUUUUUUUAAACAUUACAGGUUGUGCUGGUUGAUAUGUAAAAAACAUUAUCUUGAAAAUUUUAGUGAUAUUGAUGAUUAUCAUGAUAUUUGCAAAUCAUAAUUUCCCUACCCAGUGGUUGGGUAGUAUUUUCAGGUUUAAAUCUAUCAAAUUUUUAUCAAACGUUUAUUAUAUUUCUACUGAGACAAACUGUAACACAGUAAUUGAUGUCGUUUUAUUGCCCAAGACUAUUUUUUAUCUCUGUAUCUUUCUUUUUGUUCUAGCUGCACAUUAUCGAAGUUGGAACCCCGCCUACUGGGAACCAGCCAUUUCCAAAGAAAGCUGUGGAUGUUUUCUUUCCUCCAGAAGCACAGAAUGACUUUCCUGUUGCGAUGCAGGUACAAAAACUAUAAGUAAGGAGAUACAGAGGGACUGUGUUUGCUGCCUAUUUAUAAUUGUUCCGCAAAAAGUGUCAUCUUCUCGAGCUGUGAGAAACAAUACUCUCCUUUUUUGGUGCUUUUUCGUGUAAGUUAUUUCUGGGUCAGGAUUCCUCCUAAAUUAUCAACUAAAUUUAUUAACUCCUUUCAGACAUGCACAAAAUUCCAGAAAAUUUCACUAAAAGUACUUUGGUGAGCUGUAUGUGUGACACAAACAGCCAAGCUUUUCACCUCACUAUGUCUGAAAUAUUUCCUACAAGUCUACUAGCAUUAUUAUUUAGUGCUGUUGAAACAUGAAGCCUGAGCUAACUCAUCUAAAGACAUCACUGAAAUAAUCACCCUGAAUGUUUUAAGAUCAUGUGAAAACACGCUUUGCCGAGGCAUUGAAACUUUGUCUAUGUUUUGUUUUUGUUUGUCGUUUUCACCAUGUUUUUGGUGAACUUUGAACUCAUUUUUUAGUCAAAAAACUAAUGACUUAUCAUUUGGUACUUCUAGAUCAGCUCCAAGCAAGAUGUAGUUUUUCUCAUCACCAAGUAUGGCUACAUCCACCUGUAUGACCUGGAGACUGGGACUUGCAUUUAUAUGAAUAGGAUCAGCGGGGAGACCAUUUUUGUUACUGCCCCCCAUGAACCCACAGCUGGUAUCAUUGGGGUCAACAGGAAAGGACAGGUACAUUUUCAUACACACUCUGGUCUGAUGCAAUGAAAUGCAUGUCAAAAAUCUUUAAUUAAUUUGUUACAAUCAUUCCUCUCAGAACUUUUUAUUAAAUUAAAAGUGCACAACUUGUAGUUCAUACAUAUGGCACAUAUUACUGAAGGGUUACUCUUGUAAGAUGUUUAUAUGCCUAAUUAUAUACAUUUGAUGAAGUGGUAUUUUUUUAAUGGUCUGAGAAUUAAAAUCCUUUAUUUGAGUUAACCAUUACAUUUAUUUUAAGAGAAUCAAUCAGCGCCUGAAUUGUCUGCUGUUGUGUUUGCAAAAGCAUUUUGUAAAUGUGUUAUUCUAGGUGCUGUCAGUGUGUGUGGAGGAGGAAAACAUUAUCCCCUACAUCACCAAUGUCCUCCAGAACCCAGACCUAGCUCUUCAUAUGGCUGUCCGUAACAAUCUAGCUGGUGCUGAGGAGCUUUUUGCCCGCAAGUUCAACACACUCUUUGCAGCCGGGAAUUACUCUGAAGCAGCCAAAGUGGCAGCCAACGCACCAAAGGUAGAUCCAGUGUACUUCAAGCACUAACACACUACCUGACAUUACUCGCGAAACAAAUUUAAGCUCGGACUGUUUAAUCUAAGAAGAUCUCUGUUGCCUAGUCUGACAGUUGACACUAGGCUGAUGGCUAAGAUGAUUUUGGAUUUGUUCAUCCGUCUUCCUCCUCCAGGGUAUCCUGCGGACCCCAGAAACCAUUCGCAGGUUCCAGAGUGUUCCAGCCCAGCCAGGCCAGACUUCUCCCUUACUCCAGUACUUUGGUAUCUUGCUGGACCAAGGUCAGCUUAAUAAGUUUGAGUCGCUGGAGCUCUGCAGGCCUGUUCUACAGCAGGGACGCAAGCAACUACUUGAGAAAUGGUUAAAGGAGGACAAGGUCGGUACAUUACCUGUAAAUGUUAUUGAACACCAAGUUUUGACGCGAUAAAAGAUCAUUGGACAUCCUUUAUAAAUAUUCAACAGCUCUCUUUCUACAAAGACUGCAUUAGAGAGCAAAAUGGGAAAAUACUGCUCCUUAUCCUGUAGUCAAUGUCCUAGAAAGUAAAUCUUUAAACCCUAUCUUAAGUGAAAAAAGUAUUUUAAACCUAAAUGACAAUUAGGAUGGAUAUUGCUGCUUCCCCAAACUUUUCGCAACAAGAAUUCUCACAUAUGGCCCUCACUAGGACCUCACAUUGACAAGUAUCCAGAGUGAUCCGAUUACAAGUGAAGACUUAAGUAUGGGGAAGACAUUGUUUGGUUAUGAAGCCUGGUGUUCGUCCACAGUUCUGUGGACUAAAGAGGAACAUCCUCAUGAUGCAUGAGUCAGUUUACACUUAUAGGGAAGGCUGACAGUGUUCUUCUAAAUUGUUUGUUUCACAACAAAAUUGGUCAUCAAUAAUGUAUUCUUUAUCAAUUCAUCCCGAUUCUUUUGUGUUGUUUUCUGAUUCCCUUUGCCUGGUUACUUAUUUUUGUUGUUGUUGUUUUUUGUUUGUGUGUUUGUUUGUGUGUACAUACAGCUGGAGUGCUCCGAAGAGCUCGGAGACUUGGUGAAGUCAGUAGAUCCUACUCUUGCCCUUAGUGUCUACCUUAGAGCCAACGUCCCUAAUAAGGUCAUUCAGUGCUUUGCAGAAACUGGACAGUUCCAAAAGAUUGUCCUCUAUGCAAAAAAGGUUUGUGACAAAGCAUUACUUAUGUUAUUCCUUUGUUAUUAUGGACAAUUUUAGACCAUUACUAUUGUGAGUGUGUGAUACUGAAUAUUUAGCAGUUUUGAAAUCUGUCUUUACGUGUUAUUUUUAUGUAGUUCCACCAAUGAGGCCCCUGCACACCUCAGAUGAGUUACAGUUUAAAAAACCUGUUAUCUCUUCAGGUGGGUUACACUCCAGACUGGAUCUUUUUGCUACGGAAUGUAAUGCGCAUCAGUCCAGAACAGGGCCUUCAGUUUUCUCAGAUGCUGGUUCAGGAUGAGGAGCCACUUGCUGACAUUUCACAGGUAAAAACAACAUGUGUACAUAUACUGUAUAUACACUCACCGGCCACUUUAUUAGGUACACCAUGCUCGUAACGGGUUGGACCCCCUUUUGCCUUCAGAACUGCCUCAAUUCUUCGUGGCAUAGAUUCAACAAGGUGCUGGAAGCAUUCCUCAGAGAGCUUGGUCCAUAUUGACAUGAUGGCAUCACACAGUUGCCGCAGAUUUGUCGGCUGUACAUCCAUGAUGCGAAUCUCCCGUUCCACCACAUCCCAAAGAUGCUCUAUUGGAUUGAGAUCUGGUGACUGUGGAGGCCAUUUGAGUACAGUGAACUCAUUGUCAUGUUCAAGAAACCAGUCUGAGAUGAUUCCAGCUUUAUGACAUGGCGCAUUAUCCUGCUGAAAGUAGCCAUCAGAAGUUGGGUACAUUGUGGUCAUAAAGGGAUGGACAUGGUCAGCAACAAUACUCAGGUAGGCUGUGGCGUUGCAACGAUGCUCAAUUGGUACCAAGGGGCCCAAAGAGUGCCAAGAAAAUAUUCCCCACACCAUGACACCACCACCACCAGCCUGAACCGUUGAUACAAGGCAGGAUGGAUCCAUGCUUUCAUGUUGUUGACGCCAAAUUCUGACCCUACCAUCCGAAUGUCGCAGCAGAAAUCGAGACUCAUCAGACCAGGCAACGUUUUUCCAAUCUUCUAUUGUCCAAUUUCGAUGAGCUUGUGCAAAUUGUAGCCUCAGUUUCCUGUUCUUAGCUGAAAGGAGUGGCACCCGGCGUGGUCUUCUGCUGCUGUAGCCCAUCUGCCUCAAAGUUCGACGUACUGUGCGUUCAGAGAUGCUCUUCUGCCUACCUUGGUUGUAACGGGUGGUUAUUUGAGUCACUGUUGCCUUUCUAUCAGCUCGAACCAGUCUGGCCAUUCUCCUCUGACCUCUGGCAUCAACAAGGCAUUUCCGCCCACAGAACUGCCGCUCACUGGAUAUUUUUUCUUUUUCGGACCAUUCUCUGUAAACCCUAGAGAUGGUUGUGCGUGAAAAUCCCAAUAGAUCAGCAGUUUCUGAAAUACUCAGACCAGCCCUUCUGGCACCAACAACCAUGCCACGUUCAAAGUCACUCAAAUCACCUUUCUUCCCCAUACUGAUGCUCGGUUUGAACUGCAGGAGAUUGUCUUGACCAUGUCUACAUGCCUAAAUGCACUAAGUUGCCGCCAUGUGAUUGGCUGAUUAGAAAUUAAGUGUUAACGAGCAGUUGGACAGGUAUACCUAAUAAAGUGGCCGGUGAGUGUAUAUAUAUAUAUAUAUAUAUAUAUAUAUAUAUAUAUAUAUAUAUAUGCUAUUCAUUUAUAUAACAUGUACCUACUGUUUGUAUUGACAUAAUAAGAAUUGAGUUUCACCUCAUUUGCACUAACAUGUUUGUGUAGCUUUUAAAUGGUCAUUUUCCAGGGGUUGAGAAAGUCACUGACUUAAGUUAAGAAGUGUAUUCUUGUGUAAUUGUGAAGAAAAUUACUAAAUACUUUAAGAGCCAAUAACCAAACAAAACCAAAGUGAUUUCAGGUAGAUGGACAAGUAUACUGAUUCUUUGUCUCUAUUGUUUAUUCUAGAUAGUUGACGUGUUCAUGGAGUACAACCUAAUCCAGCAGUGCACAUCUUUCCUACUCGACGCCUUAAAGAACAACAGGCCCAUGGAAGGACAACUGCAGACACGACUGCUGGAAAUGAAUUUAGUACAUGCACCACAGGUAUAAAAGAAUAUAUAAGAAUCAGAAAUGUAUGGAUAUGUUUUGGUUACAUUCAUCCAAAAGCCAGAAUGAUUACAAUACAGUUUAAUGAAUAUUGAUGUCUCUGUCAUGUCCUAGCUACCAAUGAAGUAUGAAAAAGUUGAGUGUAUAUCAGUAAAAUGAGCCCCGCAUUUAAUCAGCAGCAAUAAAAAAUGCAAUGGACUAUUUAAAUGCUUGAAGAUACAAUUAAAUAAUCUGAAAAUAUCCUAAAACAGAUAAUUCAGUUAGAUGACAAACUUUUGAUUUAGUUAUCAAAAGUAUACUUUGAUAUUUUUGUGCUAUUUCUUUGGUAAUUAUUAGUGCAAUGUAAAUCUUACCAUAUACUGUACUGUAUGACUGCUUUAAGACUCCUUAUAGAUCUGAACAAUUAUUUUACAGUCCUUCUUGGUACCGAAACAAUGUCCCCACAAACUAAUAUCAAAUUGCUGCAAACAGCUAUUUGCAUGCCAGAAUAACUCCACAGUCUCCUACUUGUCUUUUUUCUAAGAAAGUACAGUUUGUGGAAGCUUAGAUGAGGAGCUCCUCCGUAACUUCUUUUGUAUGUUGAACAUUUUUAGUUGAAAGAUUUUUUUGCCUUCAAUCCCUGUGGCACUGAGAGAAAUAGUAAGCAUUUGCAAUCAGGGUUAUGGAAAGAGGAUAGGAAAGGACUUAGGGGAUAACACUUUGGACCUUUUGAAUGUCAGUGGUCAGUGGGUGAGGCUUACAGAGUCAAAGGUCACCACUGGACAGAAUUUUGAUGGAGCGGUUUAUAUACUCUCUAAUGAUGAUGAUUUUUGAAUUAAACUUUUAAGAUUUUCUUUCUUGAAAAAAUCUUAUUAUAAAACUCUGUCCUUGUUGUUUUAAGUUUCAUGUUACCAUAGCAUUAGUCGCUGUUAAAUCGUCUUUGAUUUGUUUCCUGUUUUGCAGGUUGCAGACGCUAUCCUUGGAAAUCAGAUGUUUACACACUACGAUCGUGCUCAUGUUGCACAGCUGUGUGAGAAGGCUGGUCUCCUGCAGAGGGCUCUGGAGCAUUAUACUGACUUGUAUGACAUAAAACGUGCCGUAGUGCACACACACCUUCUUAACCCCGAGGUAAAACCCUGGCUAAGCAACACCAAAAUGUUAACAGGAACAAAAGUUGAUCAAAUAUGUCUUUAAUCCUGUUCCUAACAUAGGCUCAUUAAAAAUGCAGUAAACUUGAAUCAUGGAUUCAUAUUUAAAUUAUGUAUUUGUUUUGACAAUGUUUUUUUUGUGUGUGUCUGCAGUGGUUGGUGAAUUUCUUUGGCUCCUUAUCAGUGGAGGACUCCCUCGAGUGUCUGAAAGCAAUGCUGUCUGCGAACAUUCGACAGAACCUUCAAAUAUGUGUUCAAGUUGCUUCCAAAUAUCAUGAGCAGCUUUCCACUCAGUCCCUCACUGAACUUUUCGAGUCUUUCAAGAGCUUUGAGGGUAACAUUGGUUGAUAAAUGUUGUAUUGUCUUCCCUAAUAUGUCCAUCUUGAGAGAACGUUUUAAAAAUGGGUUUCAGUCUUCUUCUGAUUUUCUUUUUCAUUUCUUUCAGGCUUGUUCUACUUUUUGGGGUCCAUUGUGAACUUUAGCCAAGAUCCAGAGGUUCACUUUAAAUAUAUACAGGCUGCCUGCAAGACAGGUCAAAUCAAAGAAGUGGAAAGAAUCUGUAGAGAGAGUAACUGCUACGACCCUGAACGUGUAAAGAACUUCUUAAAGGUAAACAAUGAACUACUGCAUGUCCAAGAAUAACAUUGAUAACACUGGGGAAUUUAGAAAAGGCCACAGGGGCUACUGCCAGGAUGUGAACACUAUGAUGAGAUUCUUAAAAGAUUUCAAAUAAUUAAUAGUUUUAAUGCUACAUUAUAUACAAGGAGCUCACCUACAACAAACAUUCCUUUUUCAAGUAUGCAAAUUUUUCCCAUAAAUUUUUCAAUUUACAUAGCAAAAAAUAGAGAGAGAAAAAUAACUGCACACCGCUCCCGAACAAACCACACUUUGUGACAUAAUUUGUCCUACGUCUCUUCACGCUGUAGGGUUAGUAGGGAAUCGAAAUUGGUCCUUAAGAGGAAUAAAAAAAAAUUCACAGUAUAACAUGUCUUGGUGUGUAGUACUAAUUUUUUUGUCUGUAUUUUGUCUCUGUAUCUUUUCUUUAUAGGAAGCCAAGCUCACAGACCAGCUGCCUUUGAUCAUUGUGUGUGACCGCUUUGAUUUUGUCCAUGAUCUGGUCCUUUAUCUUUACCGCAACAGCCUGCAAAAAUACAUUGAGAUCUACGUGCAGAAGGUACACUUUUACCCCGUAAAUAGAUGGCAGUAGUGUUUAAAAUUAAAGAAAUAAAAUAGAGUAUAAAUUUGAUUCUAGCUGCAUGUUUACCUUUCUCUUAAUUUACUGUAAGUAAAAUCAAGUAUCAUGAUUAAAUCCAAACUGUAUCUUUUAUCACGCUGCCUCUUUUUCUUGUUUCAUAUAAACAAUCAGCCACAGCAUCAUGAUCACUGACAGAUGAAGGGAUUGACAUGAAUUGACUAAUUGAUUAUUUAAUUGGCACUUGUCUGUGAUUGCGGUUUGUUUUUCUUCAGCAACAAGGUCAUGGGCAGCUAAGGCUCUUUGUUAUGUUUGGGGAACAAAGGCUGGACCUCAUGGUCUAAUCUCAUUCAGCCUCUUGAGCUCUAAUUAGUGAAAAUGUUAAUUCUUUCAUGGUGUCAAAACACGCAUGCAUUACAUUAAGUUGCAUAUGAAGCUGGAUAGCAGUGGACUGGCCGGGGAGCUCAUGUUCACUGGACACAGCCAUGGCUACAAUGAGCAUGUGUGUAUCAGAACUCCAGUGUCUAGUCACUCUGCGUAACCUCAAGUCAGGACUUGUAUGGCACUGACCUGUCAAGGAGGGAACCAGCAUAUUAUCUGUCAAGUGGUCAUAAUGUUAUGGCUGAUGUCUCACUGCCAUGCUCCAUUGAAGUUACACUUGUGUUUUCAUUUGUCCGUGGAAAUGAGAUAACCAAUGAACACUUAUUGUAGGUGAAUCCCAGCCGUCUGCCUGUAGUCAUUGGAGGGCUCCUGGAUGUUGAUUGUGCAGAGGAUGUAAUUAAAAAUCUGAUUAUGGUGGUUAGAGGGCAGUUCUCGACAGAUGAACUUGUGGCUGAAGUGGAGAAAAGAAAUCGGUACGAAGAGACUAUCUAUUUUGGCAGCAAUACAAUCCAAUCACUGAUUCACUUCUUUGAUUGACUUGUUUCGCAUUAAAACAAGUUUCACUUUACCUUUCCUAGUGUUAGUUGAUAUUUUUGUUUCAUUUUCUGCGCUAGAGGUCUGUUAAAUCCUGAUUGUAUAUCUAUCUCCAGACUGAAGCUGUUACUUCCUUGGUUGGAGGCCCGUAUUCAUGAAGGUUGUGAGGAGCCUGCUACACACAAUGCCCUGGCCAAGAUCUACAUUGACAGUAACAACAACCCUGAGCGCUUUCUGAGGGAGAACCCCUACUAUGAUAGCCGUGUGGUUGGCAAGUACUGUGAGAAGCGGGACCCGCACCUGGCCUGUGUGGCUUAUGAAAGAGGACAGUGUGACCAAGAACUAAUCCAUGUGAGUUUCAACGAAAAUCAUGUCGGUAACGAGGGCAAAAAAAAAAAAAAAAACAAGCCAGUAGGUUUUUAUCCAUUAUUUAGAUGCUUUGCUUCAUGACUGGUGAAUAUGUUUCAUGCACUGAUCCACACUAUGUUUAUUCAUGUUUCUUUUUGUUUUUUAAAUCACAGAAAUUCCUCACUCUAGACAUUUCAGAUCUAUAGAUUCCUCCCAUGCUAACUCUGCUUUAUACAUCUCAGGUGUGCAAUGAGAACUCACUGUUCAAGAGUCUCUCUCGCUACCUUGUGCGUCGCAAGAACCCUGAGCUGUGGGCAAGCGUGCUGCUGGAGACUAACAAUUACAGAAGGCCGCUCAUUGACCAGGUAAGAGUCCGUAAUAUCUGCUGUAUCAGGUUAUGCAACAUUAUCUGAUUCUUGAUGUAAAAAUGGGGAUCUUGUUCCACAUCAGCUGUGGUGUAUCAAGUCCAUUUUCCAUCUUGCUUACAGGUUGUCCAGACGGCGCUGUCUGAGACCCAGGAUCCAGAGGAAGUCUCCGUCACAGUCAAGGCCUUCAUGACUGCUGACCUUCCAAAUGAACUCAUUGAACUUCUGGAGAAGAUCGUCCUGGAUAACUCUGUCUUUAGUGAGCACAGGUGAGUGAGUUUGAGGUCCUCUAUUUCCGAAAUGUUUGUGAUUAUUUAACAAAAUGAUAAAUUUCAAAAUAUUACAGACAUUUGUAGGCAUCAGAUUUCCUGAGCCAUCUUUCAGUAUUUUCAGCAUCAGUCAGUUUUUCUGGCUUUUUAUCUGAAGCUCCAUGAACUAAUUAACAGAGUUAAUUAGUUCACACAAAAAAGUUCACUUCACACCAAUUAAAAUGAACUAAUUAAUGUCUAUAGUUCAUUUUUGAACAUUUAAGUUUGAUUUAAAUAAUGAACUAGUUCAUGUUUAUUUUUCAGAUACAAGUUCUCUUUUUCAGUAGAGCCAUAUAUGCUUUAAUCCCUAACACUUCAGCCAAUUCUCCAAAUAAAUGAAUCACUGUAUGCUUUUGUAGCACCACAGACAGAUACUCAGUUCAAAACCUCUGCUACCUGUAUUGUUUGUACUGUCAGCAGGAUUAGCUUAUGCUGAAUGCAUGGAGAGUUCCAUAGAUCCGAGUUCUUCUGCCGAGCUCUCUCAGAAUAUGAGCGGUCGUUCACUGCCCCAGGAGUGAACUACGCUCCCGUUCCCGUUCAUGCGAUCCAAACUGAGCGGUUCUGUUCACCGUUCAUUUAAUGAACAUGUUCAUUUCACUCAUUCACAGUACACAACACUGACUAUAGUGAUAUCUAAGAAUGUUCAGUAAUUAAUUUACUUGGUUUUAACUAAGACUUUCCUUUGUUGUUUAUUCUAGAAACCUCCAGAAUCUGCUUAUCCUAACAGCUAUUAAAGCUGAUAGGACACGUGUUAUGGAGUACAUCAGCCGCUUAGACAACUACGACGCCCCGGACAUUGCGAACAUCGCCAUCAGCAAUGAACUGUUUGAAGAGGCAUUUGCGAUUUUUCGGAAAUUUGAUGUUAACACCUCCGCUGUACAGGUCAGCCGAUUGUACUUGAACUAAACCUGAAAUCUGUUAUACCAAGCAUGCUAUGGAAUCACGUCUAUAACCUAAACCCUGACUACAAUGCAUACCAUGACUAUUGUGCUUUACAAACCAUGAUCUGCUUAUUGUUUGAUUUCAUCCAGGUAUUGAUUGAGCACAUUGGUAAUCUGGAUAGAGCGUAUGAGUUUGCAGAGCGCUGUAAUGAGCCACCAGUGUGGAGUCAGCUGGCAAAGGCCCAGCUCCAAAGGGGCAUGGUGAAGGAAGCCAUUGACUCUUAUAUCAAGGCUGAUGACCCUUCUGCUUACAUAGAGGUGGGACAAGCAGCUGCCCAAGGAGGUAAGAUAGACUCAUUUCUUUUUUGCUUGCUGUGGUUUUCGCAUAUGUUAUCUGCCUUGUUACUCGUUUUAUUAAUUUAAAACAAAAACUCUCCUUUUGGUAAUAUACAGUCAGUUCUUAAAGUUGUUUGUUGUGUGCAGGAAACUGGGAGGACCUUGUGAAGUUUUUGCAGAUGGCCCGUAAAAAGGCCCGUGAGUCUUAUGUUGAAACAGAGUUGAUCUUUGCUCUGGCCAAGACCAACCGCCUGGCUGAACUGGAAGAGUUCAUCAAUGGACCCAAUAACGCUCACAUUCAGCAAGUAUGUCCUGGGAACUGCACAGCACAUACUUAUCUAAGCUGCUCGGUUUAUUUUCUCUAAGUAAGUCCUUAAUUAUCUCAGCCGUUUACUGUUUCUCUACAUCCUGUCUGUCUUUUUUCAGGUGGGUGAUCGUUGUUACGAUGAUAAGAUGUACGAGGCGGCAAAACUGCUUUACAAUAAUGUGUCGAACUUUGGCCGUCUGGCCUCCACUCUGGUGCAUCUGGGAGAAUACCAGGCAGCUGUGGAUGGAGCUCGCAAGGCCAACAGCACCCGAACCUGGAAAGAGGUUAGAAACGAGUAGAUGGUUUUAUACGUCUUCUGUUUUCAAAUGGUUUUGUAAGAGCAAUUCUAAAUAGUAUCGUUAGGUACACACAUUGCAAAGUGCCACUUGUGUCACUUGGCGUGUGCUCAUGGUUUACAAUAUGCACUGUUUUCUGUACAUACUGUAUAUACAACCACAAUUAAAAAAGAAACUAAAACUAAAAAAUCACACAUGCUCCAAACAGGGAAUAAAGGAUAUAAACAAAAUUAUUAUUUUUUAAUUAUUGAUAUUGGUGAUCGUGAGCUCAGCGUGUCCUCAAUAAGAGAUAGAAGGGUGACCAUCCGUUGUGAAAGUACCGUACCUAAGUUUGUCCUUUCUUAAAUGAAGUGUGAGUAGAGCUCUAUGAGGAGUAUGAGUACAGUUAGCCACAUUCACUUUAUUUACGAGUUAUAUUUCCUUAAAAGUGUUGAAAAUCAGAUUUUAAUAUCUGAGUGUCUUCUUCUAUCCUUUUCAGGUCCAGACACCUGCGUUUAACUUUCACAUGAUUUUUCUCUCUUCAGGUGUGUUUUGCGUGUGUGGAUGGGAAAGAAUUCCGACUUGCCCAAAUGUGUGGCCUGCAUAUUGUCGUCCACGCAGAUGAACUGGAGGAACUCAUAAAUUACUACCAGGUAACUGGGGUGGUUAGGGGAAACAUGCCCUUAGUUCACAGUGAGCAAAGAUCUUCCCCAUUGAUUUAAUAUGAUUAUAAAACAAGACUAGUAAUUUCAAUGUGUCGUAAGAUCGAUCUCAAUAAGUCUGUGUUUCCCAGGACCGUGGUUACUUUGAAGAGCUGAUCACGAUGUUAGAAGCCGCCCUCGGUCUGGAGCGUGCCCACAUGGGUAUGUUUACUGAGCUGGCCAUCCUCUACUCAAAAUUCAAACCUCAGAAGAUGAGGGAGCACCUAGAGCUCUUUUGGUCCCGUGUCAACAUCCCAAAGGUAGGCAACCUCUUCACGACACAUCCCAUGGUUGAACACUUCUAUUACUCUUGGAAGUAAAUGUUGGAUUUCUCUGCUUCAAUGACCACUUGAAAUAUAAAGUGACGACUUACUCUGUGUGUAUGCAUCAGGUGCUUAGGGCAGCAGAGCAGGCCCACCUCUGGGCGGAGCUUGUGUUUCUCUAUGACAAGUAUGAGGAAUAUGACAAUGCCAUCAUCACCAUGAUGAGCCAUCCGUCUGAUGCUUGGAAGGAGGGCCAGUUCAAGGACAUUGUUACCAAGGUAAAAAGAUUGAAGUUGAUUAUUGGUACUUUUUGUCAUUCUGGUGACUAGAUGGUAGUAAAAUCACUGUUAAGUUUACUGUGUUCUUCUUUUAGGUUGCCAAUGUUGAGUUGUACUACAAAGCAGUCCAGUUUUAUCUAGAGUUCAAACCAAUGCUUCUGAACGACCUGCUCAUCGUCCUCUCCCCAAGGCUGGAUCACACACGUGCUGUUAACUUCUUCAGCAAGGUAACCCUUUAUCAGAUAGUGUGCUCGAAUUUGAUAUCAAAAUAUUAAGUAUUCAACCAGGAUUACUGCACCCUAUAUGAAAGUAAGCAGCCUGUGUUCAAUUCCAGCCAGCAACCCUUUUUCCCAUAUGAUACUCUCUGCGCUCUUUCUUCAUCUCCUGAUAUUUUAACAAGUUAGAGAAAAUUUCAAUUGUCAACAUUGAUCGUUCAUUGAUACAGGCACACUACCCAUGACCAAUUCACCUAGACAAGAGCUUUACUCUGUUGCUGGCCACUUGUUCAGAAAUUAAGAGUUUUUUUCUCAAUUGAACCAAAUAGAGUUUGUUGCUGUUGAUGGUGUAGUACAGGUGCAGCUCAUGCCAGAGUCUUGUUUGAUGAUCUCAAGUCAAAGUGAAAUUCAUUAAAAGCAAGACAAUGGCCCUAUAACAGAUUUAAUGAAUUAAUUACUGUUAAUUUGGAUUACCAUUGUCCUUGUUAUGGUAAACAAAGAUGAACAGUGAUGACUUCUGUUUUCUAUUAUUUAUUUUUUUUGUAGGUGAAACAGCUUCCCCUGGUAAAGCCCUACUUAAGGUCGGUCCAGAAUCACAACAACAAGUCCGUGAAUGAGGCCCUCAACAUCCUCUUCAUCAAUGAGGAAGAUUACACUGUAUGAUAUUUAAUUAUUACUCAUUUUUAAUCAGAUCUUUUAGCUAUUUUAAUGUAUUUGUGUUGAUAAAAGGCAGGGAAAUAAAACCCAAACUAUUGUCAAACUACAAGCUAAUUUGAGUGCCGUGUAUUUGCCGAGUCUCCUCUUCAGCCCUGCCUUAAACCUCCUCUCAAUCUCAUCCAGGCACUCCGCACUUCUAUCGAUGCCUAUGACAAUUUCGACAACAUCUCAUUGGCCCAGGGCCUGGAGAAGCAUGAACUGAUUGAGUUUAGGAGGAUUGCUGCCUAUCUCUUCAAGGGAAACAACCGCUGGAAACAAAGUGUGGAGCUAUGCAAGAAGGACAAGCUUUAUAAGGUGCUUAUUAGUGUCUGAUUAUUACAUGUCUGUGUUUAGUGCUUAAUUCUGAUUUGUCAUUUUAAAGCAAGAUUUCAUGGCAACAGUCUGUUAUUGUUGGAAAACCACAAAAGACAGAAAUAGCAGAGAAAAGGCAUCGUAACACAAGUGAAGAUAGCCAAUGAAGUUAAUAUUUAUGGAACACAAUAUUUGCUGUUGUUAGAGGACUAAUAAACAGGAAGUAAAGAUAAGGCUGAAUAACUCUUUUUUUACAUCCUAAAAAACUUAAUGUUUGAAUGCAAAAUGGGAGAUUCCACAACUGUGCCGUCAGAAAAGUAACACAGUUGGAAAUGUACAUUUGUUCCUUCAGGAUGCCAUGCAGUAUGCAUCAGAGUCCAAAGACAUCGAGCUGGCAGAGGAGCUCCUGGCUUGGUUUCUGGGGGAGGACAAAAAGGAGUGUUUUGCAGCCUGCCUUUUUACCUGCUACGACUUACUACGGCCUGAUGUGGUGCUGGAGACCGCGUGGCGACACAACAUCAUGGAUUUCUCUAUGCCAUAUUUCAUCCAGGUCAUGCGGGAGUACCUCUCUAAGGUAGGUUGGCAAGAGGUAACCAGUCAGUUGGGUAGUUGUCCAACAUGUUGAAUUUGCUUCUCUUGUUGGGUGUUAAUACUUAACAAGGGAGUAUUUAAAAACCUAUACCCAGACUGAGUCAAAGAUAACAGUCCCAAAUAUGUACCAUUCCUUCGUCUGUUCCUGUUCAUUUUCCUGGUUAAGUAUUAUUUCUUGUAUUUCUCUUCAUUUGGGUUUCCAUUCAUUUAAGCUUCCUUUCCAUACAAAUGUGUGAAAGAGGAGAUCACAAGUGCUUUAUUGCUCAAUAUGCAAAUGUUCUAUGUUAGAUGGCAAAGAAUACAGCCCACCAAUUGCUUUCAUAAGAGGCAGUAUACAAGUAUUUGUCAAAUGUACAAAAGUGAAGAAAAAGUUGAAACUGGGAUACACCAAUAAAAUCACAAUAAAUUACUUUAAAUUACUUUGAAUGCUGGGACACUGCCUGUACUGUCUGUAAAUGAGAAUGCAGGUGUCCAUAUCAGCCAGUCGAGCCAGACAUCAAAUGCCCUUAAUACUGAAACCACUGUAGAGCGAAGAUUGUAUCAUUUGUAGUUCAGCUUAUGUGGGAACGGAGCAGUAAUUGUCAGGAACGUUAAGAACAAGCAAGACAUUGUUGCUGACAUUGUCAUCAUUGCUACUUCAUGCUUUUUUUUCAAAUUUCUUUUCCCCUUUACUCUUUUGUUGACAGUGAAUCAGGCAGAGUAUUUCAUAUUAGACCUAAAUGGUGUUAAAUAGAAAAAGAUGUUAAAACUCACCAUAGGCUCUUUUAUCAAACAUACAGAUGGUUUAUUUAUCAUAAGUGGUGCAAGAAUCAAGGGGAGGAUUCACAAAACCUGUGAUCUCAAACCUGCAUUUGUAUAAAAGGUGGCUUUAUUACCAGCAGCCCCUCUGUGGGUUUUUCUUUGUUUGUAUUUUAUUUUCUUUUUUGUUUUUGUGUCUGUUUACUCUCAAUCUUUAUACUGUGGGAGACUUCUGUCUCCUUUUUCCCCUUUAAGUUGCCUCUCUGAAUCUCCUUUCCAGGUUGAUGCCAUAAAGGAAAAGGUGAUAAUUAAAUCAGUUUUUAAUCAUACUUUAUGUCCCCUCUCCCUCAUCAUGUAGCUUGUAGUUACAAGGAGUCAAAUUAAAACUGCAUGAACCCCCUCCCUGAUGUCACUCUGCUUCGUUUAAUUUUAAACCUCACCUCCCCACUAAGCUGCCAUUCAACCUAGGAGACAACAGAGAGAGGCUUGUUUGAGCCCGAUUUGUAACAAUGACCCAGAAUUUAAUUUAAAAAAUGUAAUAAAACCCAAAAUAUAAUAAGUGGUCGAUAAUGUAACAAGAUGCCCAGUCCAAACAGUAAUUUUAGGCCCAAAAUGUAGCAAGUAGUUACAUUUUGGGUCAGUUAUUACAUUUCGGGGUUUAUUUUGAUAACAUUUCAGGUCAUUGUUACAUUUUGGGUCAUUGUUAUAUAUCGGGCUCUAACAAGGCUCAUAAUACCCGUCCCUCAGAGUUCUGCUGAGUAGGUGAAGCUCUGGAUCAGCCAAGUUUAAUGCCUGACUAAUAAACUAGUAAACUUAUGUUUUAUUAAUUAUAACCAAUAACCUAUUCUUCUUCUGCGGAUUAGUUCUGGCUAAUCAGCACAGUCCUCUUUAGCUGUGAGCCUAACUGAAACGAGCCAGUAUCUGUUCUCAGUAUUUUUAUCAGAAAGCGUUCAAUGUAGAUGGCCAACCAUCAUCGCAGUAGGUAAAGGUAACAUCAUGAAAUUUUGAUGGACUAUCACUGACUUUUCUUGUUUUAAACCUGGCUAAAAUGGGUGAAUAAAUCUGAGCAAAACAAAACAAUUCAAAACACUCAUCAUCUCAUAUUUUAUGAUUUGCAGAAACAGCUGCCCAUGGCUUUCACUGAAAGCAGCGAGAUUGAACCAAAAUAUUCAGUUACAGACAAGAAAACCAAAACAAUGAUGUAAACAAUGCAAAGAAGUCCCACAGAAGAGGGGGGGGGCUUCAGUGUUAGAUGUUUGUUUUGUUUAUUUUUACUUCUUCAACUUGAAUCUGUCUGUCUAUCUAUCUAUCUAUCUAUCUAUCUAUCUAUCUAUCUAUCUAUCUAUCUAUCUAUCUAUCUAUCUAUCUAUCUAUCUAUCUAUCUAUCUAUCUAUCUAUCUAUCUAUCUAUCUAUCUAUCUAUCUAUCUAUCUAUCUAUCUAUCUGAGCAACUGUAUGACUAGUCUUCGUCAAACUCUUCUCUUUGAGCGAUCCACCUACAGCAUGCCCACCAGCCCUUUAUUUGUGAAAGUACAGAGCACUUUGCUUAAUAAAUACGUCAUCUGCUGUGGUCUUUUCUCACAGACCCUGAGUUAAAUUUUAAUGGUGAACUAUUAUUCUUCUACUCAGCUCUAGUGUUAUGCUAGACAUCAUACUGCUAUGGCUCUGGACAUUAUGAGGAAGCACGUGUUAUCAUUCCUAAGAGUUCAAUAGGACAAUUCACUUGUUUUUUUUUAUGAUGAGUGCAGUGAAAUCGUUUUAUACAUAAGACAGAAUUGUAUUAUUUUUAUGCAUUUUAUUUGUUCCAAAUUUAUUUGAAGAACAUAAAUUAAAAUUGUCAGUAAAUGUCAGUAAAAUGAGGUACAGGUACAGUGUGUCAGAAGGGGAAGGUUUUUCUGCAGUAAACAAGGAUUAGUCACAACAUUAAAGUCAUUUCAUAUUCAUAAUGCUGAUGGAGGCAGGAAAUCUAAGUACAAGAAUCCAUGAUUGCUUUUUCAGACAUGGUUUCAACAUUAAAACAAGCGUUGUAAGGUUUUAAUCUUUGUCUUCAUGUUCUUUACAUCUCAAUCCUCAGGCCAACUCAUAAUUUACAAGACUUGUUCUUAAAAAGAUAGAAAUAUUGAUUGGUUGGUUGGUCGGUUGAUGUAUUCAUUUGAUUGAUCAAUUGAUUCACACGAAAAUGCACAAUAAGCAUUUACAGUACCACUCCUCCCCCUGUAACAUUAGAGGCACCCAGGCCCAGCUUUAACAUUUCAUUGUUUGUUGUGCCUGCCUUUGGAAACCCUUAACUGGCUGUGCAUUCCCUCUAUCACGUUGCCUUCACCUCGCUUUUUGGUUUUCAAACUUUAUCUUCCAUUACACUGCAAGAGAAAAUACCCAAACUUGCUGCUUUAGCAUGUCUCUAAAUCCCUUCUCCUUCGGGGAAAAAAAAUAGCCUCUCUUUUAAAGACAGCCUAGCUAAGUAGACUGUCUGUUGAAAAAAAUCAGAGUAUGUAGAGAACUGAUCAUACACAUUGUUACUUAACAGUCUGUCUGAUAAAAGCAGUGAAAUUGAGUUUUUUAAAAAGAAAAUAAAACAAUGGGCAUUUUGCCACUGUACCCAUUGGCAACACUAAACUUAUACUUCAUGUGUCACUACUUUGUUGAAAGUGGAGAGUAAUGCAUCGCUAUGAAUAAAAGCUCAAAUGUUAAGAAGCAGUCAUAGCCAUUCAAAUCCAAACUGAUAAAUACCAAUUGGUGGAUUAGACCACAUUAUAUCCAAUCCAUGAAGGUCACAUUGUAAUCAAUUACUGCCCAACAUUGUGUUAGCAAUAUCUACUCAAAGUUUCUUAGAUCUUGGUUCAACGAAAAUAUUUUUAACUGACUCAGGGGAAGUAAUCAUUCAUCUUAUUUAAUUUUUCAAAAACUAAGUAGGCAACUGAAUAUUUUUUAAAAUUUUCUUGAUGUUGGUUUAUUUGCUUGUUACCAGAGAUUUUUUCAUAACAGCAAUUUUUCAUUUUUAUUUGCAAUUAAUUUUAACAUAAUCAGCAUGAUAUAGUACUAUUGAAAUCAGGGUUCUCUAGUUUGAUUGUCAGUUGCUGGUUGCCUACAGAUGUAAUACAGCCACUGAAAAAAGUUUGAAUAAUAAAGCAGGUUAAGAUUGUUUAACUUUUUGAGCUCGGUAAGAUUUAAUCUUGUAACAAUAGGAGAAAUAAUAAUCAUAAAAAUAAAGUUCUUUUUGGCAAUUUAAUUAUAUACUAGUUACUUUUUAUACCUAUAAUCUAAACAAGGUCAGUGAAAAUUAUUAAUGAAAAUUUCCUUGGGGGAAAAAAAAUUGGGUUGGUCUCGGCGACUCGGCCAUGCAGUUUCAGCGUGUCCCACGAACUGAGGCUAUAGUCCUCUUUCCAGUGGUCCUUGAUUUGAUUCCUGGCCAUGACAUUUCUUGCAUUUCAUCUUCCACUUUCUAUUCUCCCCACAAUCACUCUGUUUUCAGCUGGCCUCUCAAAAAGGCAAAAUGUUCAAAAUAAAUACAUAUAAGAAGAAGUGGAAAACAAGAAAGUGCAACAUGGGACAUGUGUAAAUUUGCUUGUUUGCUCAGUGCAUUUGCAGAGCCUGGUUUUCACAAUCAGGCAUUUACCUUUCUUUACAUCAUUUAAUGUAAUGUUUAAGGUUACAUCUUAAACAUAUAAUUACCACUUCAAAAACUUUAAAUUCUAAAUUAUGUCAAGUUUUAUUAUACUUUUCUAUCUAUAAACUUCUAUGCAAAAAUGUAGAUUAGAUUUGUUAUUCUACUAACAUUAAACUAGGUCAAAAAUGUAAAUUUGUGUCUUUGAAUAAGCAAAGAGUUUGUUCUCUGCAUACUCAGCAUUUACAACAGAACACAGAAGUGGAUAUGGGUGGCUGGAUGGUGGGACCAUUAUUGCCAACUUCACGUUUGUCCUGUUCUUCCCUCCCUAUCUCUACUUUUUAAUCACAAAAAUGUAGUAACUGUCCUAACCAUGCUUGAUUAGAGUAGCCAUUUGGUUCCCAGUUGCGGUUGUUCUUUUCCAACACAUUAGCAAACCUGCCUCCUGUAGUCUGUUUUAUUUAAAUCUGGACUGCAUUCAUCUUCACCUGACAGGAAUGGUCCCAUCCGUCAGCCAGUGAAAUAACCCAGAGGUCAGUUUGGCAAAAGUAGGCAUCUUAGCCCUUGGUCUUCAGGGGCCCAACAUGCUUUAGCCAGAGUCUGACUGUGCCGAUUGGGAUGUGUUUUUCACAGGUUGACAAGCUUGAGGCCUCCGAGUCCCUGAGGAAACAGGAGGAGCAGGCAACCGAGUCUCAACCCAUUGUCUACGGUAAAAACACUACUGCAGAUAAUGAUUGAAUAGCUGUAUUACAGUGUUAUUUGUGGCUAUAGAGUGGUGUUUUGAUUGAGGUUUGUUUGUGGCUCCUCAGACUGUUGUGUAUUGCUAUCGUGCGGUCGUUUCUAAAGUUGGUAUAACUAGAGAAGCAAGCGGUCAGCAACAUUCAUCUCUCGAUGAGGUGUCUAACUUAGUGUUACGGUGUGUUUGACCCUAAAUUAAUUUUACUCCGGAAUAUCCCUUUAACACAAACUCCUGACUAUUUGUUGAUACAUUUCAGACAUUCUGGCCCUCUUAUUAUUGAUAAAAUCUCACAGAGAGGGAUCAUCUGUAUCAGACACCAAACUUGAAAUCCUAGUAUUUCGAUUUAGAUACAGGAAGGGCAGCUGAGGGGUCAGGAGUCGUCAGUAAUGGUGACUGCCUCUGAGUUAAUAUCACUACAACAUGUAUGAGGACAUGACCAUAACACAAAAACAACAAUGAAAUACAAUAUGCUGACAACUGAGGGAAGUAUAUAGCAUCGAGCUGCUCACUUGGCUUAGGCAGAUUGUCUUCAUCCCAAUCUAUUUAUCUGUUUUAACCGCUUUUACAAGACAGCCUCCCUGGGCUGGCAGGAUAAAGCUUGGAUAAACUCAGGGUUAACAAUUAGGUCCACCUAAGUGAUUUCAAGAAAUUUUCAGGAGUUCAAUGCAUGUGCAAAAGGAGCUCUAGUGAACAACAACAGUCAUACUCUGUAUACUACUUACUCUGAUGCUUCUUUUGUGCAGGGACGCCCCAACUCAUGCUCACAGCAGGGCCCAACAUGGCAGUGCCCCCUCAGCAGGCUUAUGGUUACGGCUAUACAGCACCAGCUUAUGGUCAGCCACAGCAGCCCGGCUUUGGCUACGGCAUGUGAACACCCACAACUCCAUCUCCAGCCCCUCAAGCUCCAGCCUUCCUCCACUCCUCAUGUAUAAAGGCUGUAGUCCUUUGCAUCUUAACCAUUGCUCUUUCUCCAUUUGGGUAACUCACCAGCUUCCCACGGUCUUCUGCUCUCAAGAGCUUCAAGCAGGCAACUACGUACUUUGGUUUUAUGUAUUUUUUAAUUUUUAUUUUGUUCUUUUACAAACUUUAAAAUGCAUUGACGGACUUUAAUUAGCAUUGUUUGAAAGACAAAAAUCACAUUCCAUAUUUAUUAUAUAUUUACAAUUGUUUGUCUUUUUUAAAAUUGGUUUAUGCUUCAUGCUGAAGUCAGCUUGCUCAAGCUCGGCAAUUAACCUUUGAAGUAGGAGAGACAGCAAUGGAUUUUGCACUAAAGAAGACAGUAUUGUAGAGAUGCAGCUCUCUAAUGUACUGAAUAUGUGAACAGCAUACACAUUGUCUCAUUUGUCUGUAUAAUGCAUUUUACCAUUGUAUAUUCUGAGUAAAAGAUAGUAUUACAUAUAUUUCGACAAAGUAUAUUGCCAUUUUAAUGGCUAUAGCAAGCAACACCAUGUAAUGAUCGUAUAAUCUGCACAGGUGUGUAGCUUUAUGGAGUUUAAAAUGUGUGUUACUGUGUGAAUGAGGGUAUGUUUGUGUGUAAGUGGGGGUGUGACUUGAUGGUCUAAAUGGGCAUUUAACUUCAUCUCAGCCUGUUCUGGGCCACCCUUAUCCAUCCUUUUAGAUGUUAGCUCUCCAUCAGAUCCAUGUAUUGAGGUGACCUCUUGUGCUGUGUACAGUGUUUAUGUGUGAUUGUAUAUGUGUAUGUGCAAGGACAGGACAACGGCUACCACACCCAAGGGCCCUUAACUCUUUAACUGUAUUGUAUGUGUGUGUAUUUAAUCGGAACCCUACUCGUGCUGAGGCCUACGUAUGCCAGGUGUUGUGUUUUUUGUUUAUUUUGGUCACCGUUUCUUUUUUUGUGUGUACAGAUGUGAAAAUGACAAAGUUCAAACUUUUAGAACGGGACCCCACCUUUCUGUCCUAUUUCCUCUCUUGUUAAGCAUUUCGAGUGUAUCAAACAAGGAUAGGGAAGAAUACAGGCAGAUGGAACCUUUGGUGUCUAAUGUAAGUUUAAUUAGAUCCAGAAGCACUCCUAUAUGUUACAUGUUUAGAUGGUUAAGAUGAAUAAAUUAUGUCUAAGUAUACAUAGUUCUUUGUCAAGAAUGAUCCUAAAUAAUAGACUGUAUUUAUCUUGAUGUUCUUAACUUCCCUACAUGCUCUCAAGUGUAUGUAAAGUGUCAUCCUAACCCUAAGUUGAAUUCCUUUUGCCAUGCAUAUUAGUGAUAAGUGGGGACCUGGUCACUAAUAAGUGGAAAUAUAUAAAUUGACUGAAAGGGAAAUACUAGACUGAAUAAAAAUGUAAAAUUGUAU